Vespa crabro (European hornet) is the source of this 4037-nucleotide messenger RNA. RefSeq names its product zinc finger protein 16-like. Gene Ontology annotation, biological process: regulation of transcription by RNA polymerase II. Gene Ontology annotation, molecular function: zinc ion binding; DNA-binding transcription factor activity, RNA polymerase II-specific; RNA polymerase II cis-regulatory region sequence-specific DNA binding. Gene Ontology annotation, cellular component: nucleus. The transcript is spliced from 3 exons. NCBI's taxonomy places the organism in Eukaryota, Metazoa, Arthropoda, Insecta, Hymenoptera, Vespidae. The coding region runs from base 357 to 2936 and encodes 859 amino acids. The record is from RefSeq and is a predicted model, not a curated record.
ACGGGCAUUUAUUAUGUGUGUCCUUCUCAUUGGCCUGUCAGACUCUAAAUAAUAUAUUAUCGUAGUCUUUUUUACGAUAGGCUGCCGCCCAUAUGUUCACGCGAGAGAAGAAAGGAAGGAAAAAAAACGAAAGGAGAAAAAAAGGAAAAGAAAAACAUAAAUUGGGGCAUACACGUAUGAUGGCGCGUAUAUCUACUCCAUCACGUCAAAGUUUGGCUCUUUCGUGAAAACGUGUUUUCCUCCGCGAGGGAUUUUCCGAAAGUUUCAAAUAGCCUGGACCUAGGCGGGCGGGGGUGGAAAGAUAAACACAACCGGCAAAUAGGACAUAGAAUAAUGACAAACCGAGAUAACUAUUUAUGUCGCAUUUGUCUCUCGUCGAGCAGCGACAAUCAACGUAUCUUUUCGACGAACGAAAAGUAUACGAGAGACAAGCACGACUUGUCAGGAAAGUUAUGGUUGUGCGGAGGCAUCGAGGAUGCUUUCAGGUUUUGGAGAACGACGGUUUACCGGAGCGUAUCUGUGUAAAGUGUAUUUUGAAGGUCAACGCGGCUCACGAACUCAGGGAACAAUGUCAAAGAACGGAUAUAAAGUUGAGAGAAUUGUAUGGGAAAGCGAGGAAGACGGUUGACGCUUCGAGAUAUAACUCUGUAAAAGAUCAAUAUUGUCAAACCGAUGAAUAUUUUGCGAUUCCAACGAAAGAAGUGAACGAUGAUCGUUCUCCUUUGUGCGAGAACGUUGUUGUUGAUAGUAAUUAUGACGAGGGUUCUUCUCUUCUGGAUCUGAAAGGUACUAAUACCGUUAGAGUAUCGAACGACAAUGUUAAGACCGAGAAUGAGAUAUUGCCAGAUACGGAUAAUAAAUUUGACCGUUCGAUACAGGAGUUGUCGGUUGUCAAAAGAGAAGCAUAUCGUACGAGAAGAUUGGCAGUGUUCAAAAGAGUUACCUCGAUGGAAAAUUUAAGAAAUCACAAAGAGAGACAAAGGCAGUAUAUAAAAAAGAACGGUAAUACAAAGUCUCACGAUGUUGGUGAGAAAGAUGGGCCUUUAAAUAACGAAAGCUCAUCCAAUAAGGCAGUCAGGGUUAUCGAUUCCGAAUUAAAUCUCGAUUGUCCUCAAUGUAACAGACGUUAUUCCAGUAAGAAAUCUUUAGAGAGGCAUAUAUUGACCCAUAAUGAAAAGAAAUUCAAAUGCGAAAAGUGCGAGAAACAAUUCUUUCAUGUCGACAAGUUGCUACAGCACGGUAAACUUCACAGGUCGAACGAUAAGUCAAAUUUGGUACCGUGCAAAAUAUGUAACAAAAGUUUUAGAAAAACUGACACUAUGGUACGGCAUUUGAACGUUCACAAAAGGGUCAAUCCUAAGGAAGUAUUUUCUAUAUUGAAAGAAAUCAGGGAUAGAAGGAAAUUAGAAAACAACGUGGAAUCUUUAAUGAUUAACGAUCGACCAUCAUCCGUACAAGAGAAGAAAAAUAUUAUUCAGGAUCAAAGGGCACUCGGCGUCGAUGGCGAGGACGACGGGAUGAAAAAUUCAACUAGACGAGUGUCGGAUGCGGAGGAAAAAAUUGAUAAUUUUUAUACGUCCGGUUCUGAUUCCAAUAGCGAUAACAAAUCUGAUUCCUUCGAAAGCGUAGGAAUUUAUCGUUGCAAACAUUGCGACAAAUGUUAUAACGCGGAAAGGUCUCUUCAGCGUCAUCUCUUGGUGCACGACGAAAAGAGAUUUGUUUGCAAUGUUUGUAACAUGAAAUUCUUUCGGCAGGACAGACUUAAGAGCCAUAGAGAUAGAUAUGGUCACGACGAGGAUAAAGAUUGUUCUAUACCUCAAAAGCCACCGGACGACAGGUCGGCCAUUAAAUUAAUAAAUAGUUGGAUCAGAGAAGAAUUAGAUUCUGAUAACGAAGGGAAGGGCUUCCCUUGUGAUAUAUGCGGUAAGUCGUACGACACGAAGAAAUCGUUGUUGAAACAUCAGACGAAUACUCACGACGUGCACGAGGAAAAUUGUUCGAGUUGCGGUAAGGAAUGUACCUGUGGUAUAAAGUUUAAAGGAACACGAAAGAAUAAUGAGAAAGUGAAUAUUUUCACGUGCAUCGAAUGUAAUAAAAGUUUUGAAAAAGAAAUCAAGUUGCAAAGGCAUAUGCGAAUACACGAACGUACGAAAGAACAACAGGAUUCGAAUUUCAAACGAUUUUUAUGUCACAUUUGUAGCAAAACUUUUAGACAAAAUACAGGGCUUAUGUUUCACAUGAGAACUCAUACCGGAUAUAAACCUCAUGUUUGUAAAUAUUGCGGACGAGGAUUUACGUCAAAUUCCAAUUGUAUCAAUCACGAGAGAACGCACACCGGCGAUAGGCCAUUCGUCUGUCACUUUUGUAGCGCUGCUUUUGCCAAAUCUUGCACCCUUAAGGCGCACAUCACUACGCACACAGGCGAAGCUAAUUAUCAUUGCAAAACUUGCGGCAAAUCUUUCAGAAGAUUGAAAUAUUUGAAGGAACAUAGAUUCACCCAUACCGGGGAGAAACCGUACGCGUGCAAAAUAUGUGGCACCGCUUAUAGCCAUUCCGGUAGCUUAUUCGUCCACGAAAAGAAAUGUAAAGCUCAGUACAACAAUUAUCAUCAGGCUGCUCCUCCGCCUAUUCAAAAUAGUCACAAUUAUGGCCAAUCUCAAGGGAAUGUAUGCGCUAGCACGCCGGUCAUCGCUCCUAUUAUUUCAACGCUGCCGCAAUCCAAUUUGAAUAACAUCGGUAAUAGUUUAGGUUCUCAAGCGAAUAAAACUUACAUGGAUAGCGUUCAAAGGAUGAACGCGCAUGCUGCCGCCGCCGCCGCCGCAGCUGCGGCCGUAGUCGGUACGUCUUCGUUGCAUGUACAUCCUAAUCCGGAUAUUCCAGAUGUAGCGUCGGCCGUAAGGAACAUUGCCAUAAUCGGACAAGUAUUUUAUUCUUAAUAAAUUCGCGAAUUCGGAAAUUCGCACUUUUUGCUCAAAGUGGGCGCGAGAGGGAGAAGAAGAAAGGAAAUUAAACCUAACCAGAACCCUUCUGUGAUAUGUGACAAUUUUUUAACAAGUCCCCUUCCGUUAAAGAUACGUUAAGACACGUCGUAUAUGAUAGACAAGCAUUAAAACGUUUUCUUCUUACGUAUAAUAAUCCCUAAGCGGAUUAUUCUAAAUACAUUGUUGUCGGAUUAAUAAUAGGGAAUACACGAUCUAGAAUUAUAUUUUUCAUUUAUAUAAAAGUUGAACGAAUCGUCCAGUGUAAUUUUACGUUGUAAGUUUACGAAUUGCGCAUUUUUACGUAUUAUUUGGCACAUGGUAUGCCAAUUGGUAAAAAGCAAAAAUAUUUCCUCCAGGGGAAGAAAGAUCAUGCCAUCUAUUAUUAGAUAACGAAUUCCAUUUUAUUGGAUUUAUCUGCAUAUAUUGAUUUUCAAGUUUGCCUAUUAUAAAUAAAUUGUCGUUAAGCCGUCUAGCAGAUUAUAUUUCUUAUAUCGAAUUGCUUCGUUGUAAAUGGAGAUUUGCCGAUUGUAAAUUAAUUUCAUAAUUUGAAUCAAAUUAAUUCUUUCUCUAUCUUUUAUUCUAGCAAAAACUUCAUAGUAGAAGCCUUUGCGAUGCAAACGUAAUGCGUCUGCGUAUUUUAUUAAUAAAGUUAAUUCUAUCCAUAAAAGUGACAAAGUAAUGAUCUAUAUCGAUCAUAUCGAUCUAUAUCGAAGAUACGCUCCCAUCGUACGUAUGCAAAAGGAAAUUUACCAUUUUGUGUACGCACCAUAAUUAUCGUCGUCUGUGUGAUAAAGAGGAGAUAUACAUAUAUAUAUAUAUUCGUUGUAGCGAGCACGAAUAUAAGGAAACGUAAGGAUUUUUAAGGGAAAAAUUGCUUCUCAAUUCGUCGUUUUAUUUUAAUUUGUGCAGGAGCAAAAGGUACCAAAAGACAUUCGAGUGUGUGGGUUGGGGACGGGGAGAGAUUGCUACGCGUACAUACAAAUUCGUACAAUUACGGCUCCUUAAUAUGAAAUUAUAUAUGUAUACAAUAAAAAGCAAUUGAAUAUUUCGGUUAAA